Molecule: messenger RNA, 3491 nt
Organism: Triplophysa rosa
Lineage: Eukaryota; Metazoa; Chordata; Actinopteri; Cypriniformes; Nemacheilidae
Gene: rps6kc1
Product: ribosomal protein S6 kinase polypeptide 1
Exons: 16
Coding region: 89-2929 (946 amino acids)
Biological process (GO): protein phosphorylation
Cellular component (GO): early endosome
Molecular function (GO): ATP binding; phosphatidylinositol binding; protein kinase activity
Source: RefSeq, a predicted model, not a curated record
CGAAUCCGUGUGUACUGUUGUCUUCAUUCAUGUGACAGUGGGCUGUGGGUGAGUGUCAGGCUGCCGUGGUGAUGAUGUGUGUCUCAGGAUGAUCUCCGCGCGGGACACGGGCGAGCUCGCGCGAUUCUACACGGUUACCGACCCCACGACACAUCGGAAGGGCUACACGGUGUAUAAAGUCACGGCCCGGAUCAUCUCACGGAAGAACCCGGACGACGUCCAGGAGAUCACAGUGUGGAAAAGGUACAGCGAUUUCAAGAAGCUUCAUAGAGACCUUUGGCAGAUACACAAAAACUACUCGGGGCAGUCAGAGCUCUUCCCCCCAUUCGCCAAAGCUAAGGUUUUCGGUCGUUUUGAUGAUUCUGUGAUUGAAGAGAGAAGACAGUGUUCUGAGGAUCUGCUGCAGUUCAGCGCUAAUAUUCCUGCACUGUAUGGCAGUCAAUACAUACAGGAUUUCUUUAAGGGUGGUGAAGUGCAGGACUGCUCUGAGCUCAUUGGUCCGGCUGAGCCCUUCUUUGAUUACUUGGCUGACAGUCUCUCAGUCGGCAGCGCUGAAGGUGUUAGCAGUGGCAGUCAGCUGAGUUGCCGUGCGGUUGAUGCAGACUCUGUGGAGGCAGCGGUUGAUGCGGACUCUUUGACUGCUGUAGAUGAUGGAACGCCAUCGAGCAGCGUUUCUCCAGACCACCCGGCAGCACGCAGCAGCCCGUUUGCCGUCCCGCAGCCAGUGACGUCUCCAAACGGAGUGGGAGUGGAGUCCGGUCGUACCGGUGGGGCUCUGACCUUUGCCCCCAGUCUCAGGAACUGUACGGGGAGGACAGAUUACCUGAAGGAAGCCAGCGAGCAGAUUGCUGUGGCUGUAGAGAAAGAGGUGGAGCAGGAGUUUGCUGCGGCGUUUUCAUACUAUCAUAAAGGUGUUGAUCUCCUGCUGCAGGGUGUGCAAGGGGAAGCGAGUCCCAGCAGACGGGAGGCUGUGAAAAGAAAGACGGCAGAAUAUCUGAUGCGUGCGGAGCUCAUUUCUACGCUCUUGAGAGACAGCAUGGGUCAGAGCUCCACGCAGAGCAGGGGUUUGGGGCCGCAGUGUUGUGGUGUCUCAUGGUCUGAACAGACUCACACAGAUGAGCUGAAACACUACAGAGUGCUGGGUAUCAUUGAUAAGGUGCUAUUGGUGAUGGAUAGGAGAACACAGGAGACUUUUAUUUUGAAAGGUUUGAGGAAAAGCAACGAGUGUGGACGUGUUAAAAAAACGGUCAUUCCCCGUUCUGUGCCCAACAUGGUCGGACUGGAGAAAUGUAUCAUCUCGGAGGACUCUAUAUUUCUGUUACUGCACUACGCUGAAGGUGGCAAACUCUGGUCUCACAUCUGCAAGUAUCUGCACAACAACAGCCCUGACAAAAGCUUCGACAUCCCAUUCAUCCAGAAACCUUACACCACAGUGGUCUGUUCGGCUCCGAGUCCCGUGCCCACGGCCUCCAGUGAUGCAGAUUCCCGGCGAGGGGAGGACGCCGAGCCCCGGAUGAGCGAUCUGAGCCUCGGGGAGUGUCCUCCAGUGGCCCGGCAGCCGGACUCGGACGGCACGUCUGAAGAGGAGUGCACUAACAGCUACCUGACGCUCUGCAACGAGUACGAGCAAGAGAAGGUCGAGCCGGACGCCGCCGAGGAGGCGGAGGAGGUUGCCGCGGUGACGCCGGAACUGAAUCGCACGUGUUCGAUGAUGAGCACGGGUAGCUUGUGUUCGCCGAUUUCGGAGCAGGAGUUGCGUUUCUUUACUGAGGAGGAGCAGUCGACGGGAUCAGUGGAUCGGCGCACGCGGUCGCCCGACUGUCUGAACCAAUCGGCACCCAUGGACCUCUUCUGCGUCGACAGUAAGGAUAGCGAAGACGUGUGCAAGCCGAUACAUUCAGAACCUGAUAUCGAGGUGUCGGAAGAGCCAGCAGAGGAGAACGCUUUGGAUUUCUGGAGGCCUGAUGGCGUUCAGGGCUCGAGCGAGUUGGUGCCAGUGAUUUCUUUUAAAGAGGCCAUACAGGAGGACAGCUGCGUCGUCGAUGAGGCGCAGCCGCCGGAUCUGUUGGUCAACCUCCCGGCGACCGGAGGCGGAGUGACGCACGCGUCCGAGGAGGGGAUUUUAACUGCAGACGGCGCGUUCGCCAUAGGGUCCAAGCCCUCCCCCACGUUCGGCAGGCCGGACGUUCUUCAGCGGGGAGAGGACGCCGAGUCGGACCUGUCCGCCACCUUUGGACCUUCGGAGAAACCGUUUACAGAAUCAGAUAUGCGUACUCUGUCAUCCCUAAAGGCCUCAGACGGGCCGGCUGCAGCUGCUCUCAGACUUCACGAGGACGAUGGAUCGGGAGCCGAGGAGAUUUCAGGGGAGGAGGAUAAGAAAGUGUACAGGUUGUUUCGAGAGCUGGACGAGUUGGCCGAGGUGGCGUUAAACACGCGGAUCCCCGAAGCUCUGGUGAGGAGCUGGGCAGCUGAUAUGGUCGUGGCUCUGGAUGCUCUGCACCAGGAGGGAAUCAUAUGCCGAGACUUGAACCCCGGCAACAUACUGCUGAAUCAUAAAGGUCAUGUGGAGUUAACUUAUUUCUGUAGCUGGAAUGAUGUCGAGGAGUCAUGUGACCCUGACGCUGUCUCAAAGCUGUACUGUGCACCAGAAGUGGGCGGGAUUGGUGAAGAGACGGCUGCGUGUGAUUGGUGGAGUUUGGGAGCGCUUUUAUUCGAGCUGAUAGUUGGAAAGUCCCUAUAUCACUGUCAUCCUGCUGGUAUCAGCAGACACUCAAUCCUAAACAUCCCAGAGUUUGUGUCGGAUGAGGCUCGCUGUCUGCUGGAACAGUUAUUGCAGUAUAAUCCAUUGGAGCGGCUGGGCUCUGGAGUAGCCGGUGUGGAGGAUAUAAAGUCUCAUCCGUUUUUCUCACAUAUCAACUUGCCCAGUUAAACCAUCAGGGAUGUGAUGAAAGAACUGAACUGACUCAAAGACUUUCUAAAAACCAACGGUCAGCAAUGAGAACACAACCCUGCAUCUAAUGUCCUUUUACCAUCUUGUUUUGUACCUCCUAUUACGAGAUGACGUCUUGCAGUUCUCUUAACCUGAGGUCAAAUGGCGUAUUUACAGUACUGUAAAGGUUUACUGUAGAGGUUUGUAAAAUAUGAAAGGCUUUGAGAACAAGUGCAUUUGUUGAACCCAAAUCUACCCAUGUCACAGCUUUUCUGUUCAUACCUCAACUGACAGACUUAAUUUAUCUCUUUAUAUUAUAUAAAUCAUGUACACACACACUGACAGAUAUACAGAUGAAUAUUAUUUUAAUUUUUACAUGAUCUUGAGUACAGUUUACAAUAAGCAACUUGCAGCAUCAUUGCAUGUGUGUACAGAAACCUUUAGUAUGUACUGUAUGGACAUGUACACAUGCGUGAUGUGAUUCUGGCACUAGUACACCCUUCACAUAUUCCUUUUAUCCUGCCCGAUGUUACGAUCAUUCAAUAAACUCUCAAUGAACUUC